This is a messenger RNA of Rhodamnia argentea, 1901 nucleotides long. RefSeq names its product (-)-germacrene D synthase-like. The record is from RefSeq and is a predicted model, not a curated record. Bases 29 to 1735 code for a protein of 568 amino acids. Lineage: Eukaryota; Viridiplantae; Streptophyta; Magnoliopsida; Myrtales; Myrtaceae. Gene Ontology annotation, biological process: diterpenoid biosynthetic process. The transcript has 7 exons. Gene Ontology annotation, molecular function: magnesium ion binding; terpene synthase activity.
UAAAUCUUAGAAGACGGUGAAAAGCAAAAUGUCUCUUCGGAUAUCGGCGAUUCCAUCCUCUCCUCCGAAUGAAGGAACCGGCCCCGCGGUCCGACGUAGGUCGGCGGGUUAUCAUCCGAGCAUAUGGGGCGAUCAUUUCCUUAAAUAUGCUUCUCCAUCCCCCUCAUUGGAGUUCAAAUUCCUUGGAAGAGUGGAGGAACGAGUGGAGGAACCGAAAGGAGAGGUAAGGAAGAUGCUGACUAAUGUCGCGGACAAGCCUUCACAGAUGCUUCUCUUGAUUGAUCAAAUCCAACGCUUGGGAAUUGAAUACCAUUUUGAACGUGACAUGGAUGAGCAAUUAGAACAAAUUCACAAAAGUUACUCCCAACUUGAUCAUGCAGAUUUUAGGGGAGAUGACCUUCACAUGGUUGCUCUUAUCUUUCGAUUGUUGCGACAACAAGGCUACAAUAUUUCAUCGGAUGUCUUUAACAAAUUCAAAGAUAGUGAAGGGAACUUCAGGGAAUCGCUCAUCAAUGAUGUGGGGGGAUUGCUUAGCCUAUAUGAAGCUUGCCGGUUAAGGUGUCAUGGCGAUUCUAUCUUGGAAGAAGCACUUUCUUUUGCUACAACUUACCUUGAAUCAAUCAAUGAAAACAAAGUGAGCACUAGUCUUGCGAAACAAGUGAGUCAUGCCCUAAAGCAACCACUUCGCAAGGGGUUGCCGAGGCUCGAGGCGAGGCAUUACAUUCCACUCUACCAAGAAGAUCCUUCACAUGAUGAAGUCUUGCUCGCCUUGGCUAAACUAGAUUUCAACUUACUGCAAGAGCAACACCAGAAGGAACUUGGCAAGAUUACAAGGUGGUGGAAGGCCAUAGAUGUUCCGAGGAAUUUCCCAUUUGCUAGAGACAGGAUUGUGGAAUUGUUCUUCUGGAUCUCGGGAGUAUAUUUCGAGCCGGAGUUCGCCUUGGCUAGAGAUAUACUAACCAAAGUGAUCGCCUUGACUUCCAUUCUCGACGAUAUCUACGACGUGUAUGGCACGUUGGAAGAACUUGCACUCAUCACCGAAGCAAUCCAGAAGUGGGAUGUUGAUGCCAUGGAUGGACAACCAGAGUAUAUGCAAGCUUAUUACAAGGAGCUUCUCCAUCUCUAUGAAGAAAUUGGGAAUGAACUAGCCAUAGAAGGAAGAUCGUACCGCCUCGUCUAUGCAAAAGAAGCCAUGAAGAAGCAAGCAAGAGCGUACUAUCAAGAAGCCAAAUGGUUCCAUACGAAGUACACACCAACAUUGAAGGAGUACAUGCCCCUUCAACUAAUAACAACUGGCUAUGGACUAUUAUCGACUACAUCACUAGUGGGAAUGGGUGAUGUGGUCACAAAGCAUACUUUUGAAUGGGCGAGUGGUGACUGCAAGAUUGUGAAGGCUGCAGAAACCAUCUGUAGGCUCAUGGAUGACAUUUCCUCUCACCACUUUGAGCAAAAGAGGGGGCACUUAGUAUCUGCGGUGGAGUUGCUCAUGAAAGAACGCAGCAUGUCGGAGCUAGAAGCCGAGAAGGAAAUCCGGAAAGGAGUCAUUGAUGCCUGGAAGGACACCAAUGAAGAGUUUCUCCGUCCAACCGCAGUUCCAGCAUCGGUUCUCACACGGGUUCUCAAUUUCUCGCGGGCGAUGGAUGUGAUGUACACCAACGGAGAUCACUACACCCAUUCUGGAACCAAGCUCAAAGGUUAUGUUACAUUGCUCUUCGUUAGUCCCUUACCGAUGUGAAGUCCGGACCAAACGUCGUCACACCAAAUAGGUAACUGAAAAUCAACAGGCUUUUCCGGGAUGUAUGAGGUAAACUAUCAUUACUAGUAUGCACUUUCGGAUUGAUCUGCGUGAUGAAACUCAUAAAUAAACGAUGCAUAUCUGUAUGGUGUCGUUAAGUUUGCAA